CAGUGGUUCAUCUAUUAGACUUUAGUCUUGUACGCAGGGUUUCCCCCGCCGACCCUGUAAUUUCCACUGGAUGGCAUCAGGCAAAAUGGCGCUUAGGGCUGGUAUUAAUCUCCUCGCAGGCCUGCUUUUUCUUGCACUCCAGGCUCCCCUAGCAAACCAUCAGUCACUCAUUUAGCCUCCGUUGUCCAUUUGUCUUGCGCCUUCCCUAUUAGUCAUUGCUGGCAAUGCAUCUUCCUUUUCUCUACCUAUCGGUCGCAUUCGCCGCACAUGCCUCUGCCUGGACCCACCCCGGUCUGCUGGUCACAGAGUCGGACAUCUCGCGCAUCCAAACCAAACUCGCCGCUGAAAAGGAGCCCUGGGUAAGCGCCUGGGCCUACUUUGAGUCCUUGUCCUUUUCCAGCAGCUCUUACACGCCCAACGCCGUCGCAGACGUUGAUCGGCCCACGAACGGUGAGGUCCUCUGGCACGAUGCCGCGGCCGCAUUCAACCUUGCUCUUCGCUGGAAAGUGACGCAGGAGGAAGCAUAUGCAGAGGCCGCUGCUGCAAUCCUCAAAGCUUGGGGCCAGACCCUGAGUACAUUCUCGGGUGGGGAUGACAAGUACCUCUCGGCGGGCCUGCAGGGGUACGAGCUCGCCAAUGCAGCUGAGCUCCUGCGUGAUUAUGCACCAUUCCAUGAGGAUGGCUGGGAUAUCUUUGUGGACAUGGCCGUCAGCGUCAUCCUCCCGUUGAACUUUGCGUUUCUCAACCAUGAAGAGCCAUCCCAGCACAACGUUCUCCAUUUCUUCGCGAAUUGGGAACUCGCACAGAUCGCUUCCAUCCAGGCCAUCAGUGUCCUGACGGAGAAUGCCACAGCCUGGGACUUUGCCAUUGAUUACUUUAAGCACGGCGACGGGAAUGGCGCGAUAGGAAACGCCAUCAGCAACCUCGUCGAGGAACCCGACACGGGUGCACUGCUGGGCCAGGGCCAGGAGUCCGGUCGCGAUCAGGGCCACUCUGCGCUGGAUCAACAGCUUCUCGCGGCCAUUGCACAGCAGGCGUGGAAUCAGGGGGAAGACCUGUUUAGUUUGAAUGAUAGUUUGAUUCUUCGCGGGGCCGAGUAUUUCGCCCGGUACAACCUUGGCCAUGACGUCCCCUUUGAACCGUACACCAACGGAAUAGUCAGCUACACGGAGAUCAGCUCAGCAAGCCGCGGCGCAACCCGCCCAACGUGGGAACUGCUGUACGCUCACUACGUGCAGAUCAAAGGACUCGACGCGCCAUGGACGACAGCAUAUCGGAACAACACUUUGGAGUAUUUUGGUGGACUAUUCGAGAAGGGGAUUGGGUAUGGUGAGGGCUCCGGUCACUAUGAUGGUGUUGGGUGGGGGACGCUGCUCUACCGGUUGGAAGACGACGACCUUGAAGCUCUACGACAAGGCGCCGCACCGGCGACCACGGCGUCCCAGGAAAUUGCUUCCAGCAGUUCUGCCUCACCUCCAAGUUCGACAGGUACAGCAUUACAGUCUACCGCCACUGCGUCAACAGCAAUUUCAUCAUCCGCAACCGUGAGCUCCUCGCUGGGGUCUACGACUGCCGUAACUGCUGGUAAUGCGGGAACCAGCACCACCGGAGUCACCGUCAAACCAACCCUGGGACACGCGCAUGGGCACCAUGAUCACCACUCCCAUGGCCAUUGCAAAGCCUCAUGGUGAUGGUCAUCACGAGUUUCUUUUCAGCAGUUGACCCUGAUUAGCCUAUAUUAAGAUCUUUAGAAAGCCUCUCUCCGACCUUAAUCGUAACCCAGCAACUACAGACUAUUUAGACUUUUGAGCUUUUAUAUGUAUAUCAGAGAUCCAGUGCCGGCCGAUUCCAGACUUUGGAUCAUACCACUUAACUGAUGGCUGGCGCUCCCUCCUUUGUAGC
Messenger RNA from Aspergillus calidoustus, 1902 nucleotides. The record is from the annotation of a GenBank genome assembly. NCBI's taxonomy places the organism in Eukaryota, Fungi, Ascomycota, Eurotiomycetes, Eurotiales, Aspergillaceae.